AUGAUGUAUCAACCAAGUAUUUGUACCGUGUCACUUGGACGGUGCUCCGCAGGCCAUUCUCUUGAGCACAAACUUGACAUGGCAAGAAAGUACGGAUUCCGGGCUAUCGAGCUGUUCUUCGAAGAUCUCAUCGAUUUGACGAAGACAAUGCCUGGAGGCGACCAGCCGAACAAUCAACUUGUAGCUGCGGCCUUGAUUCGUCAGUUAUGUGACGAACGGGAAUUAUCGAUACUAUGUUUACAACCAUUUAUGCAUUAUGAGGGCCUACUAGACCGAGAAAUACAUCAGCAGAAAAUACAAGAUGCGAAAUUAUGGGUGCAUCUGGCGCAUAUUCUCGGGACUGAUAUGAUACUGCUUCCGAGUAGCUUUCUCUCUCCUUCAGAAGUAUCGUCGGAUAUGAAUUUGAUCGUCCAAGACAUGGUUGAGAUUGCCGAGAUUGGCCUUGAGGCCUCACCAGCCAUUAAAUUCGCUUACGAGGCUCUAUGUUGGGGCACGCGAGUCGAUACGUGGGAACUGAGUUGGAAUGUUGUGCAAAGAGUCAACCGCCCAAAUUUUGGUAUUUGCCUCGACACUUUUAACAUUGCUGGCCGAAUUUAUGCAGACCCAUCGGUAUCCUCCGGCCGAACCGAUAAUUGCGAUGAAGCGGUUGAAGCCUCUCUACAUGAGAUGAUUGCUUCCAUCGACCCGAAAAAACUAUUUCUGGUGCAAAUGGCAGACGCAGAAAAACUAUCUCAGCCACUUGACAAUAGCCACCCAUUCUAUAACCAGGAGCAGCCGCCGCGAAUGAGCUGGUCUCGGAAUGCCAGGUUAUUUUACGGGGAGAACCAUCAUGGUGGAUAUCUACCAAUCAAGCGAAUUUUGGACGUCAUCAUCCGCGACAUUGGAUAUCAAGGCUGGCUGAGCUUCGAAGUGUUUAACAGAGUAUUGUUAGAUAGUGAUGGGCGAGUACCGGAAACAAUGGCAAGGAGGGCGGCACAGUCAUGGAGGCGGAUGGAGCGCGACUUGUCUCUUGGACGGUCAAUUAUGGAUUAUAAGACUCAGGCUCUUUUGUAA
Messenger RNA from Trichoderma virens Gv29-8, 1053 nucleotides. RefSeq lists its product as uncharacterized. The record is from RefSeq and is a predicted model, not a curated record. Lineage: Eukaryota; Fungi; Ascomycota; Sordariomycetes; Hypocreales; Hypocreaceae. The transcript has a single exon. The coding region runs from base 1 to 1053 and encodes 350 amino acids.